Messenger RNA from Spirodela intermedia, 1026 nucleotides. NCBI's taxonomy places the organism in Eukaryota, Viridiplantae, Streptophyta, Magnoliopsida, Alismatales, Araceae. The record is from the annotation of a GenBank genome assembly.
AUGAAGGAGCGGCAGCGGUGGAGAUCGGAAGAAGACGCCGUCCUGCGGGCCUACGUGAAGCAGUACGGGCCGCAUGAGUGGAGCCUGGUCUCGCAGCGCAUGGGGGUGGCCUUCGACAGGGAUGCCAAGUCCUGCCUUGAGCGGUGGAAGAACUAUCUCAAGCCCGGGCUCAAGAAGGGCUCCCUGACGGAGGAGGAGCAGUGCCUGGUCAUCCGCCUGCAGGCCAAGCACGGCAACAAGUGGAAGAAGAUCGCCGCCGAGGUGCCCGGCCGCACCGCCAAGCGGCUCGGCAAGUGGUGGGAGGUCUUCAAGGAGAAGCAGCGCCGGGAGCUGGAGGAGGCCAGCAGCAAGACCCUGGCGGAGCCCAUCGACCAAGCCCGCUACGACCACAUCCUCGAGAAUUUCGCCGAGAAGCUCGUCAAGGACCGGCGGACCCCCUCUCUCUACAUGGCGGCGCCGCUGCUCCAGCAGCAGCCCCCCUGGCUCUCCUCUUCGCUGCCGCCACCGCCGCCGCCGCCGCCGCCCUCUUCUUCUUCUUCGUCUCCCCCCUCCGUCACCCUCUCCCUCUCGCCCACCUCUCUGCCGGCGGACGGCGGCGGCCCACCCUUGGCCCCCGCCGUUGCCGCCGCCGCCGCCGCCUCCCGGCCGUGGGUCGUCUCGGAGCUCGUCGAGCGUUGCCGGGAGGUCGAAGAAGGCCGCCGGGCGUGGGCGUCCCACCGGAAGGAAGCGGCCUGGCGGCUCAAGCGGGUAGAGCUGCAGCUAGAGCUGGAGAAGGCCUGCAAGAGGAAGGAGAAGAUACUGGAGAUCGAGUCCAGGGUCAGGGCCCUCCGGGAGGAGCAGGCCGCCGCCGUGGAGAAGAUCGAAGCGGAGUUCAGAGACCAGCUCUCCGCCCUCCGGAGGGACGCCGAGCUCAAGGAGCAGAAGCUGGCUGAGCAGUGGGCGGCGAAGCACCUGCAACUGGCCAGACUCCUCGACCAGAUGAUGGGUCCCCUGCGGCGGCCUUCUCCCGACACCGCCGGGCCAUGA